This is a messenger RNA of Sinocyclocheilus rhinocerous, 6496 nucleotides long. Its product is annotated as HEAT repeat-containing protein 5A-like. Gene Ontology annotation, cellular component: Golgi apparatus; endocytic vesicle; membrane. The transcript is spliced from 37 exons. Gene Ontology annotation, biological process: retrograde transport, endosome to Golgi; endocytosis; intracellular protein localization. Lineage: Eukaryota; Metazoa; Chordata; Actinopteri; Cypriniformes; Cyprinidae. The record is from RefSeq and is a predicted model, not a curated record. Bases 276 to 6239 code for a protein of 1987 amino acids.
UGCGCUUCACAGUUUGACUCGCACUUUAAUGCAAGCAGAUGUCUGAGGAAUUACACACAAACAGUCGCCUUGAAUAGGGAAAUACCUCUCUCACUGUCGUCCCCUCGACAUUACAGUUGAUGGAUUUAGCAGGCUCUUUGAUGUCCAAUCUCACCCUCCUUAAUCUGGUUUAGAAAUUGAGAUCCAUUUAAGGGAGGAUGGAGGUGUCCGGAAUUUGAGGGGCGCUGCAGUUAAGGUCUCGGGUGAAAAGCUGGAGAGGGAGAAGAGACGGAAAGAUGGAGCAGGCUCAUAGUUUACUGCUGAACGAGGAAGCCUGCAGUCAGCUGCGGGAGCACCAGAGAGCCGAGUUUGUCUUUGAGUGGCUGAGUUUCCUCAAGAAACUACUCCCUGCCACAGACCGGGCCGAUGUGAAAAAGAACCAGAAGCGCCUGGUGGAGCAGCUCACGACGGUACUGACGGGUUCUCCGGGCCCCCCGACACGACUGCUGCUGGCACAGUGUCUGGCGCUGGUGUACCGAGUGGGCGACUCCCUCACGUCCAGCCUCACUGUGGACCGUUGCAAUGACAUCAUCCGCAGCAAGGACGACUCGCCCAGCUUCCUGCCUACUCGACUGGCAGCUGUGGCCUGUUUGGGUGUGCUGUAUGAGCAACUGGGCCGACUACUCAUCAACUCGUUUAAAGAGAGCGUGGCAAACCUUCUGAAAGCCACGAAGAGCUCAGAGUGUCUUCUGGAGCUCCAGAGAGAGGCUGUCUUCCUGUGGUCCACAGAGCUGGAGAACGUGGCCACUCUUUGUUUCCGAGCCUUCGAGGGCUCAAACUAUGAUGUCCGAGUCGGCAUCUCAAAACUGCUUGGCACUUUAUUAGCGUCUGCACUGGAGCCCAGACAGGCCAUAGCUCCGAGGCCAGGCUCCAAGCGCAACUCCCUGAAGGAGGUGAUGGAGCUGCUGAGUUCUGGUUUCCUGCGGGGUGGAGCCGGCUUCCUGCGGGCCAGUGGAGACAUGUUGAAAGGGAUCAGCUCAGUCAGCAGAGAUGUGCGCGUGGGCAUCACACAGACAUGUGUGGUGUUUGUGUCCAUUCUGGGCGGCGCGUGGCUGGAAACGCACUUCUCCUGUCUUCUUUCUCUUCUCAUGGAGUGGGUAUCUCACGCACGGGCGACGCAAUACCCGGCAGAUGCCGUCUCUUGCCGCUGCUGUGCCUCCUUCAUACUGCGGGCCACUCUUGGCACUUUGCUGGGGGAGAAGGCCCAAAUCGCAGCUGCCAAGGAGAUCUGCCAGUUGAUCAGCAAACAGAAGAGGGUUGUGGACGCAGCUCUUCAUGAGGGGAACAUGGAGGCACGUGUGAGCCCUGCGGAUGUCGCAGCUAGUCAGCAUGUGCUGGUAUGUGCUCUUCUGGAGCUGGGCAGUCUGCUACAGGACCUGAGCUCCACUGCCGCCCCACUACUGCUUGACACCAGCAUAGGAAUGUUGGACACUGUGAUCUCUGUUCUUCUUCACCCCAGUGCAUCUGCUCGUCUGGCGGCCGCCUGGUGCCUGCGGUGUGUUGCUGUAGGGAUGCCUGCUCAGGUGGCAGUGUUGCUAGACCGCUGUGCAGAGAGGCUAAAUGCCCUGAAAUCAUGCCCAGAGGCUGUGGCAGGGUACAGUGCUGCCAUUGCAGCUCUGCUGGGAGCCGUACAGCUCUGUCCGCUAGGAAUAUCACACUCGAAGGGCAAGGUGGUGAUGACCUUGGCAGAAGAUCUGCUGCGCUCUGCAGCUCAGAACAGCAGAAUCUCCAUCCAGCGCACUCAAGGAGGUUGGCUGCUGCUCAGUGCCCUCUUCACAUUGGGUCCCACUGUAAUGGAGCAGCACUUGCCUCGAUUGCUGUUGCUAUGGAAAUGUGCCUUCCCACUGUCUGUGAAGGACGUGGAGAAUGAGCUGCGGCGUGGAGACUCCUUCACCUGGCAGGUGACCCUGGAGGGGCGAGCAGGAGCAUUGUGCGCAAUGAAGAGUCUGGUGGUGCACUGCAAAGACCUGCUCACCGAUGAUGUCAUCAGUCGUUUGCGUCCUCUCUUGUCCUGUGCAGUGGCCCUGCUCAAUCAGCUGCCCUCUAUCAUUAAAUCCUAUGGAAACCAGAUCAAAAAUGCAGCCACUGUCUUUAGAUUGAGAGUGUAUGAGAUCCUCACAAUGCUUCAACCUAAAACAUAUGAAGAGAGCUUUGGCACAGUGUUGAAGCAGCUGCUGAACGAUCUGACCGGGCCAGAAAUCACAGCAUGUGCUGAGCUGAACCUGCUGCCCUCCCUGUGCUACAGCCAAGACCUGGCACUGCUGGGCCCUGGACUGCAGGAUGUGGAUCAGCACUACAUAGAGGAACAGCUCCAUGGUGGUGGUUCAGGAGGUGGGACGUUAGAAUAUGACCCGUUUACCAUCUUUGAGAAAGCCCAGGAAGUUCCUACCCCUCUCCCUCCAGCCUCUGCUUUAACGGCAGCAGCUGUCCAGCUGUUUGGAGUGAUUUUUCCCCACCUGGGCAUUCAGCAGAAGGCUCAGAUCCUAGAGCAGUUCUGUGAGUUUGUGCGCCAUCUUAAAGGAGCCCGGCAGCAGACUGUUCAAAUCCAUGUAGCUGCUGCUUUCUGCUGCACUUUGAAGUGUUUGGCAUCAAGUCGGAGGGAAUUGGGGUCAGAGGAGGUUCAGAGACCAGCACUGUCUCUCCUAUUGGGGGCGCUAGAGGGCUCAAACCCUCUCUUGCGCUGCAUGGCUUCAGAGGGUUUAUCCAGGCUUGUGCAAGUUCUUAAUGACCCCAAUUUCACCGUUUCCAUCACUCUCAUGAGCUUUGACAAACUGAAGACGGCGAGGGAUGCCAUCACACGCACAGGUCAUGCUUUGGCACUCAGCGCUGUCUACCGUUAUCUGAGUGGGAUUAGCUCCCCUCAGUACCUUAGUGCCUGUGUUGGAGUCCUCUUCACCCUGUCCCAGGACAGCACCUCACCUGAAGUACAGAUGUGGGCUCUCCACGCUCUGUCCAUGGUUGUGGAUCUAGCAGGCCCUCUGUAUCACAGUCACCUAGAGGCUAGUUUCACUCUGGUACUACGUUUGCUCCUCUCGACGCCACACACACACGUGGAGGUGCAGCAAAGCCUGGGCCGCUGCCUUAAUGCCCUUAUCACUUCCAUGGGGCCGGAUCUGCAAGGUGAGGGUGCAGGUGUGUGUGCGGUGAGGACCUCGUGUUUGGUGGGCUGUGCUGUGAUGCAGGACAUUCAGGACUGUCUGGUCCAGGCCCAGGCGAUCUCCUGCCUCCAGCAGCUGCACAUGUUUGCGCCAUGUUUUGUCAAUCUGGCCAGCCUGGUGCCCAGCCUCUGUGAAAUCUUAUUGGAUUAUUCUGUGUUGAUAAACCUGUGCAGCUCAUACCUGUCUCUGAGGCGUGCAGUUGUGGCCUGCUUGAGACAACUGGCUCAGAGAGAAGCAGUGGAGGUAUCGGAGCAUGCAGUCGCUUUGGUUAAAGAGCUACCACGCAGAGACAACACACAAUUGGAUGUCACUAUUAAGGAGGUGGGAUUGGAGGGAGCUUUGUUCAGUCUGCUGGACAGGGAGUCUGACCCACGCCUGUGCCGAGACAUUCAGGAGACGCUUGUCCACAUGAUGAGCUCUGCGGCUGAGAGUAACUUGGCCCACUGGCUCAAACUCUGCAAAGAUGUGCUCUCUGCCUCUGCAGACUCAGCUGCAGCUGCUGCUGUAGAAACGCAGCAGGAGGAGGAUGGAGAUCGAUAUGAUGACUCCUCUGCAUUCCACGCAAAGUCUGAAUCCAGCGGCCCCUUCAAUAACCUGCGCUGGUCCACUCGUGUGUUUUCCAUGGAGUGUGUGUGUCGCAUAAUAGCACAGUGUGAGAACGGAGACCUGGCUCACUUCAACAUGGCACUCGCUCAAGAACAACGUUUACAUGAAUCUGCAGAUUACGUGGUUCUCCACUUGGCGGACCUCAUCCGCAUGGCUUUCAUGGCAGCCACAGACCACAGCGAUCAGCUCCGACUGGCUGGUUUACAAACACUGCUGGUCAUUAUCCGGAAAUUCUCCAAUGUGCCAGAGCCUGAGUUCCCUGGACAUGUAAUUCUGGAACAGUAUCAAGCCAAUGUUGGAGCUGCGCUCAGACCUGCCUUCCAUGUGGACGCCCCUCCGAAUGUGACUGCCAAAGCCUGCCAGGUUUGCAGUGCAUGGAUCGCCAGUGGGGUCAUCAGUGACCUGAGAAGGGUGCAUCAGCUUCUGGCUUCCUCGCUUGCCAAAGUGCAGGUGGGAAGAGACGUCACCAGUCAGCUCUAUAAUGAAAGCACCUUCACCAUGGAGACGCUGGCUGUGCUCAAAGCCUGGGCGGAGGUGUAUAUCACAGCGGUACAAGGCUCCAGGCAGAGGGAGAGUCCAGGCAGCCAUCUCCAGCAGCAGAGUGAUGAGGCUGGCACUGCAGAUCCAGCAGGGGCUGGUUUGCUCAAACUGGUUCAGACUGAUCUUGCAACUCUGAGUCGCCUGUGGCUGGCUGCCCUUCAGGACCAUGCCCUGCUCACCCUGCCCUCGCAAUACUCCAGUCAACUCCCCUCCACAGGUGGCUCGUUUUACACUGCAGAGAUGGUGGAACAGGCCCGUCCACAUUAUUACAGUGCCUGGGCUACCAUUCUCCACGCUACUGCUCUCUGGCUCAACAGCACCGGAUUCAUCAUAGUGGACGAGGGACCUGCCAACCUCUCCAGACCGGUCACACCCACCUCCAUGGGCCAGUCCACCUCACUGAGCAGUGUCAAAUCCCCAGAGGAUGUCAACACUGACCGCCUCCACCUGAUCCUGGGAAUCAGUGUGGAAUUUUUGUGCUCUCCUCACUCUGGAGACCAAAUGGAAAACAUCAGUUCUUGUCUUCAGGCUCUGCAGGCCUUAUUGGAGGUGCCUUGGCCCCGUUCGAAAGUGGGCAAUGAUCAGGCUUUGAGUGUGGAGCUGCUCAGUGUUCUACACAGGCUCAUAGUCACUCGGGAAUCUCCCAGCAUUCAACUGGCUGUGCUAGAACUGGUGCGGCAGAUUGUUUGUGCUGCUCAGGAGCAUGUCAAAGAGAAACGCCACAGUGCUGAGGUCGAUGAUGGUGCAGCAGAGAAGGAAACUGUUCCUGAGUUUGGUGAGGGACGGGACACUGGUGGCCUGGUGCCGGGGAAGUCUCUUGUUUUUGGAGCGCUGGAGCUAUGUCUCUGCACGCUUGUGAGAAAGCUUCCGCAGCUCAGCCCCAAACUGGCUGGCAGCCCCACGGGGCGGGGAGGACAGACCUGCUUCCUCAGCAACACUGACUGUAGACUCGUCACAUCUGCUCUGGCCAUCCUCUCAGAACUGCCCUCCAUCUGUUCACCAGAGGGCAGUGUGUCAGUGCUGCCCACAGUGCUCUAUCUGCUGCUCGGGGUGUUGAGAGAGGCGGUGAAGGGCUCUGUUGGAGCUGAGAGUGGACAGCUGGUACCAGGCAUCCUGCAGGCCUUGCGCACUGUUCUCACCUCUCCCAUGAGCAGAGCUGAGAAGAGUCGUGGGGCCUGGACUGAACUGCUGAGAUGUGCACUGCACACGCUCUUGGAGUCUUGGCAUUCAGAUAAAAUGGAGCCUGGAGUGGAUGAGGUUACCACGUUGACAUCCCUCACCAUCUUCCUGCUGUACGCCAGUGCUGAGGUGACCACUGUGGAGCCCCUGCAGACACGCUGCAUCCAGGCAUUCAGAGACAGUCUGGAGUCUAAGGACCCUGUGGUUCUGAGCAGAAGUUAUCAGAUGCUAGUAUCUUUAUUCCAAGGCCCAGCGCUGGUAGCCAGGCCAUUUAUUCUAGCUCUGGGUGGCCGUCUGGUGUCACAACUGGAGGAAGUGGAAAAGAGUCAUCCUCAAGGCCCAGCAGAGCUACAGGCCGUGCAAGAUGCAAUCCGAGCCCUUGAAGCACUAGUGUUUGCUGCAGACGAAACUCACCGUCCACAGCUGGUGGCUGUGCUGUUGCCCAUCCUCAUCUCUCUCCUGCUGGAUGAGAAUGCUUUGGCAUCAGCUCCAGCAGCCUCUCGCUCACUGCACGAGUCCGCCUUAAGAGACCUCAUGCGCAUCGGCCCCCAGCACUCGACUGUCUUCAAAGCGCUGAUGGCCUCCUCCCCGCACAUGAAAGCCAGGCUGGAGGCAGCCGUCAAGGGCAACCAGGAGAGCGUGAACACUAAGGCACAAGCACCUCGAGUCAUUAGCAAAAACACGCCCAGCAUUCAACUGAAGAUCAAUUUCCUGUGAAUCCUCCUGACUGGAUAUGAUACGAGAAUUAGGAUUUGAAUGACUGAGUGAAUGUUGAGGUGUUGUUUUAAUCGGUUUUGUUUUUAAAGAUAAAUCAAUUUAAAAAUUGUGUCAUUUAAAUAUUGUAGUCGGUUUUAAAACUGCAUUAACCUCUAUGAGGAACGUAAUACAUAUUUACUCAGAUAGUAAGGGGAAGUGUGUUUCACAUGAAGAACAGCUGAACCAUGGGAGUGGAUUUUAUAUGGUUACCAUUUAUA